GGGCUUGUUUGAGCUUGCCGGCUUGCGGCGGGUGAACCUCGCGUACAACUCGCUGACGGCGGUGCCGUCGUCGCUGCUCAAGCCGCCGCUGCCAAAGACGGCCAUGCUGGUCAUCUCGCUGGCGCACAACAAGCUGACCUCGAUUCCGCGGGCGUUUUGUUCGGCCUUUCCCAACCUUCAGAUCCUGGACCUGCGGCACAACGAGCUGACGGCUGCGCCGGUGGACUUGCACCUCUGCCCCAAGCUCGACUCGCUGCUCCUCGGCUUUAACAAGCUGCCGUACGUCGACUGGAUGGUGUGCCAAGCUGUCAAGCUGCGGACGCUGGACGUGUCCGGCAACACGCUGACGGUGGACGACAUACCCGACGCACUGUCGCGGCUGACGGCGCUAACGACCCUCCAUCUCGAGGACAACAAGCUGAGCGCGAUUCCGCCUGCUUUGUACUCGCUGGUCAACCUCCAGCACCUCAACUUGUCGGGCAACUCGAUCGAUUACUUUGACGCCGACAUCAAGGCUAUGACCGGGCUGCGGUCGCUCAACCUCUCGCGCAACGGGUUCCACAAGCUCCCACCGAUGCUCUGCCGCAUCACUUCGCUCGUUCGACUCGAUCUCAACGGCAACGAGCUGACCGGCGACGGCAUCUCGCUUUCGAUGCGAUACCUGACAAACCUGGAGGUACUUUCGCUCUCGAACAACAAGCUCGAGACGGUCCCGCGUGCCCUGUUCAUCUGCUCAUCGCUGGUCAAGCUUGACCUGUCGUACAAUGGGCUUAAGACGGUACCGUCUGCGGUGUACAAGCUGACCAAGCUGAAGAACCUCAACGUGACCGGCAACCCCGAGUUUGUCAUGCCGCGGCGGCGCGAGGUACCCGCAGGCUAUUUUACCGUCGACGAGGAACAUCUCAAGCACAUCAUUGUGACCCAGAAGGAGAAACUGGCUGCCAAGGCGGCGCGCAACCGCACCCGGCGAGCCGCGGCGCUGCGUGGCGGCGCGUCCGGCGUGCUUGAUGCAAAGAGCGAAGCUGCUAUGCUCGGCGCGCGUCGGCGGGCUGCGGCGCUGUCGUCGACGUCCGCGGCUGCAUUUGUCUCGGCGAUGGCAGCGAACACAAACCAUCAGUCGAUCGACUUUGACGAUGAUGAUGACGAUGACGAUGACGACGACGACGACGGCGCCGGCCAAGGUGACGUCGCAGAAAGUCAAGAUCAGGGCGAAGGAGCUAGUGGCGCCGAUGCCGGACUUGCGAUAGGCGAGCGUGCAGGCUCGCGACCAAGCUCGUGUGCGUUUGUCAACAAGCGGCUCUCGACGCUCUCCGCGAGCUCGUUCAGCUCUGGACGGCGGAUGUCGUGGUCGAUGCAGGCGCGCAAGCUUGUGGACUCGGACUCGGACGACGAGGACGAGGAGGAUGCGGCGGCCGAAGCCGAGGCGCUGCUUGUGGCCGAGGCUGCAGCGGCCGAAGCGCGGUCGUGGCAGAACAUUAUCCAACGUCCCAAGAUGGACUACUCGGAAGUCUUUGGCGAGAUCGAGGCCGAGGAAGGGUGACGGUGUGGCGGGUGGAAAAGUUCCAGCCGAUAGAGCUGGACGAAGACGAGUACGGGAUUUUCUACUCGGGUGAGGCGUACCUCAUUCUUGCUGGCGAGUGGAACGAGGAGCUGGACAACCUCGAGUACCGGGUCCUGUUUUGGAUUGGCAACGAGUCGCCACUGGACAAGCGGGCAUGCGUGGCGAUGCACGCGGUCCAGCUGUGUGCGUACAUAGGAACGCGCGAGAACUCGAUCCGCGAGGAAGAGGGCGACGAGUCGGAGGUCUUCAAGCGAGUCUUUGCCGCCUUUGACCUCGAGUACGAGGACGGGUGCUACUUUGAGUCCAUGCUUGACAAGGUUGUCUCCAAGAGCUUCUCGCCCAAGCUCUACUCGAUUUGUCCGACGACGCAUCGGCCGCUACUGAUUGACUUUGACCUUGAGGCCAUGGCCACCAACGACGUGUUUGUGCUCGACACUGGCGAUGUCAUCUACCACCUCAACGGCAAGGACGCAACGUUGGUGCACCGCGCUGUGGCGCGGCUUUUCUGUGACGACCUCGCCAAGGAGCGCAAGGAGGGCCACGUCCGCAUUGUGGAUGUGGUCGACGCCAAGGCUGCGCGCUCGGCCGACUAUGACGAGUUUGUCUCGUACUUUGACGACGAUGAUGACGACGAUGAGUACGAGUACGAGGAGGUCGACGACGACGACGACAACGACGAGGCUGGUGAUGAUGCACUUGCCAACGCUGACGAGGCCGUGGACGACGGAGGCGUCGAAAGCGGAGCUGAAAGCAAAAGCGACGGUGACGACGAAGCCAGCGUUGGAUCUGAAGAUGGAGUGCCGUCACAUGGCAAGGCGGCAGCAGAGGCAAAGAGCGCGACAGGAGCGGCCACAACAACGGCGCCGGCCAGCGAAAGACCUGGCCAUGCGAGCGCGGCCGAGAAGGAGAACGUCCGCGCCAACCUGUACCAAGUCGACGUCGGCUCAUGCCUGGAGCUUCCACAAGUGGACGGCAAGCUCUCGCGGACGAUGCUCAAGUCCGAGUCUGCAUACAUUCUCGACUGCCGGACAGAGCUGUACGUGUGGCUGGGCAAGAAGACGCGGCGGCUGCAGAAGCGGGCUGCGCUGGCGUUUGUGCGCAACUUUCUCAUCAUCUUUAAGCGGCCCGAGUGGACGACGAUGACGCGGGUGCUCGAGUCUGCCGAGCCGAUGGUGUUCAAGUCCAAGUUUUCGGACUGGUUCAAUACGGACGGGCUGAAGGUCAACUACGGACGGACGCUCCGCGGGCGCGGAGCCGAGGAGGAUGCGAUGUCGCUAACUGCGAUCGGCGGGCACACCCACGCGUACGACAUGCCGCAGCGGGCCCAGAUGAGGUUCAACAUCUCGGAGCUCUUUGCUCCGCCGCUGGAAGCCGCGGGCGGCAACGGCACGAGUGGCAACAGCAACGGACACGGGAGCAACGGGCAUAGUGGCCAUGGGGCUACUAACGGGCACGCCAAUGGGAUCGCCAACGGACGCGGAAGCGGACGCGGAAGCGGAAGCGGGAGCGGAAGCGGAAGCGGAAGCGGAAGCUCUGGCAUCAGCUUCAGCUCGGGCGAGUCGGUGGUGUACAAGGGUGUGUUUAAUGGCUCACGCUUUGUAGACGUCAAGCACGAGGCAGUAGGCGAGUUUUACUCGCACGCGGCGUAUGUGCUUGUCUCAGCUGGCGACGACAGGCGGAGUGCGACGGCGUACUUUUGGGAAGGCGCACACGCACCAAAGAAGGCCUGGCUCGCGUUUCAGUUUGGGACUGCGGCGUAUGUGGAGCGGCUGCUUGACCUCGGCUUUGGCGUCCACACGCGACCGACUCGCGUGACACAGCAGCACGAGCCGCCGGCGCUUCUCUCUGCGCUCGGCUCUGCCGUAGUGGUCUACAACUCGACUCGCGAGGCUUGGCCAGACGAGAUCAACGGCCUGGCGAAUCGCGACGAGCUUGCACCCGAGGACGACGAGUACUACUCGGACGACGAGGAUGGCGAUGGCGGCAUCGGAGCUGAUGGCGACGGCAGCGGCAACGACGACGACGACGACGACGACGAUGAGUACGUGUACGAGGAGGUGGACGACGACGACGAUGAUGAUGACGACGACGACGACGACGAUGAUGACGACGACGAUGAGGUCUUUGUUCAGGUUGCGCGGCGGCGGGCAAAGGCUGCCGGCAAGGAUCCCGAGGAAGCCGAGGAAAAGGCACGCGAGCUGCUUGCAGCGCGGCGGGCAGCGGCCGACAACGAGGACGAUGACGGUGACGAGGAGAGCGAUGACGAGGACGACGAGGAGAUGGACUCUGACCUCGAGGGCGCGUCAUCGUCGGGCUCGACUGUGGAAGGCAGCGAGCUCGGUGUGAUGGAGACAUCGUUUGCAGCGGCGACGGCCGGAGUGUGGCGGCGGUCGAUGGCUGUCGAGGCCGAGGCGCCGGUCAAGAAGCGGCGGCGACGGCGGCGGCGAAUCAAGCAGAAGGUUGCGGUGGAGCUGUCAACGGUCGUGGAUGCUACGCGUAAGGCCAGCGAGGCCCAGCGAUGGACAACACCGCGGCUGUUCCAAGUCCAAGUCGUGCCGACAGCCUCGGGUGCGGCGGUGCGGGUGCUGCAAGUUGAGGCGCGGACCUCUGUGCUCCGCGCAGCGCCAUCCGCCACGUUUGUGCUCCGCGCCCGGAACCGAGUUCUUGUCCGCGGCGAGCUUGCGAAUGCGUCACUGCUGGAGGCAGCAGUAGGCAUGGUCGAUGUGUGCGGGACGGCAAGCGUGAAGCAUGUGACCGGCGCAGUUCCGAGUGCGAUGGCGGAGCAUUUGACGGUCGACGACGCCGCCGCCAGCGCUUCCAAGGUCGACAACAGCAGCAGGGACGUCGGAAGCGGUGGAAACCAAGGGAGCGGGCGGCUGUUUGCGGCCGAGCUCGCGGCUAACGUGUUUUCGCUCACCGAGGUUAUCGACUACUCGCAGGGCGAUCUCGAGGACCGUGCCGUGGCGCUUGUGGACUCGGGAGCCGGCCCGGUGUAUGUGUGGACUGGGAGCCGCGCGGCAGAGAAAAAGGUGCGACUGGCGCGGGCGGCAGCUGAGGCGUUUGCCGAAGCAACCGGCCGAUGUGGGCGAGUUGUGUCGGUGGCGCAGGGCGAUGAGCCUGUCGAGUUCCAGGCGCUCUUCCUGGGGUGGGACGCGUCGCUGUUUGAGUCCCAGUUUGUGGAUCCGUACGCGGAGCGGUGGGAGGCAGUGGUUGCGAGCUGGCGCGAGGCCGCGCGGGCAACAGCACGGCGACGGGCCAAGGAGCGAGCCGAGGCCCGCAAGCGUGCUGCAGCUGCACGAGCCAGCGAAGAGGCCGCGCGGCGGUCAUCGCUCGAGGCCGAGGCGUCGGCAAAGUCUGCGCACAAAUCGCUGCUCUCGGCAACAAUGACCGAAAUGGCAGCCGAGAGCAGCCGGAGGCGGUCGUCGGCAGCCGAGGCCAAGGUCGAUGCCGAGCGCGCGACGCGGAUGGCCAAGCUCAAAGCACGACGCGAGGCCGCAGCGGCGGCAGCGGCGGCUGAAGAGGCGGCGUACCAGCGUGAGCGCGACGAAGCGCGCCGCAUCGCCCGCGAGCGAGCUGCCGAGCUCGAGCGGGCGCGCGAGCUCAAGAAGCAGGAGAUUCGCGCCAAGCGUGAGGCCCGGCGUGCCCAGAUGGCUGCCGCCGAAGAGGCUGAGCUCUCUGCUGCUGUCGCUGACACGCAGCGGAUCGAGGCCGACAGAGCGAGGCGCCGGGCUGAACUCCGUGAGGCCCGGCGGGCCGAGCGGGCCAUUUAGGGCGUUAGCAGCGUGCUAUUAUGGUUCUGGAUGGCGAUAAAGUGAGGAAAAAGUUCA
Thecamonas trahens ATCC 50062 is the source of this 5388-nucleotide messenger RNA. RefSeq lists its product as uncharacterized. The coding region runs from base 1726 to 5331 and encodes 1201 amino acids. The transcript has a single exon. Gene Ontology annotation, molecular function: actin filament binding. NCBI's taxonomy places the organism in Eukaryota, Apusomonadida, Apusomonadidae. The record is from RefSeq and is a predicted model, not a curated record.